Microtus ochrogaster (prairie vole) is the source of this 2322-nucleotide messenger RNA. RefSeq lists its product as uncharacterized. Gene Ontology annotation, molecular function: actin filament binding; microtubule binding; cytoskeletal adaptor activity. Gene Ontology annotation, cellular component: cytoplasm; microtubule plus-end; stress fiber. The record is from RefSeq and is a predicted model, not a curated record. Gene Ontology annotation, biological process: actin crosslink formation; regulation of microtubule polymerization or depolymerization; protein localization to microtubule plus-end. Lineage: Eukaryota; Metazoa; Chordata; Mammalia; Rodentia; Cricetidae.
AUGGGAAACCCCGCUUCAAGGCUUGGCUGCCUGGGGGAGAGGAAGAACCGCUCACACACCAGCCCCAGGACCCACACCAGCCCCAGGACCCAAGAGGAUCUCUCUCCAUCCACAGCUCCUCAGGGCCCACUUCCACCAGGGAUCCCCUGGGCCUGGUGGGGCUCCCGUGCUGUCCAGGUGACAGAGGUCACAGAGACAGUGGUGAUAGAGACAGUGGUGACAGAGGCCGUGGAGAUGGGGCCCCGCAGUCAAAGAAGGCAGCCAGCCCAGGCACCCCUAGCCCCCCUGGGCACACUGUGCAGCUGGCUGGAUGGUAUGGAGGAACUGCAGGCCUCACAGGGACCCCUGGCUGCUGACGCCACUUUGGCUGCAUCCCAGCUGCGGGAACAGGAGCUGCUCCUGCGUCUACUGAGGGAGCGUGCACCACACGUGGAGCCAAGAUUACAAGAGGCUGGGAGCCCAGCAGAGCUGUGCACACAGUGGCACCGCCUGGUACAGCAGGCAGAAACCAGGUGGAGACUCCUGGAGCAGCUGGUCCCGGCGGCCCAGAGUUUUGAAGCGGCCUGCAAGGCUCUGCUGGUACAGCUGAACCCAAGUGAACAGCUCCUGGCUGAGCUACUGCUGGGGCCCAAGUCCUCUGAGGAAUCUUUACCGUACUCCCAGGAGGUGUACAAAGGGGUUGGGGUACGUGCCAAGGACCUGGAAAGGGUUUUAGAGACAGGAAGGAGGCUGACAGAGCUCCUCACAAGCGACCAAGCUCAGCUGGUGCGACAGCAGCUGGAUCACUUUCAGGAGCGUGUGAGGCUGACUGAGUCACAAGUCGCCUGUGCCCAACAGAAGCUGCUGUAUGCUCAAAGGACAGCGUCCUCCAGGGCCUCACCACCAGCAGGCUCGGAGGCCCAGCUUGGACUGGAGGGGUCUGCCUCAGCACACCCAGGGCUCAAGGAUCAGAAGCAGCUGAGCAUCCAGCUGGCCCAGCUAGCAGAGCGGCUUGAACAGCUGGCACAGUGGGCAGAGACUUCUAGUCAUGCAGCGGCACCCACAGUGACCAUCUGGGAUCAGAGCCCCUCAUCAGCUGUUCUUCAGGCAGACACAAAGCCCCUGGAGGGGCACUGGUUAGAGAUUCGAGAGCAAGACACUGGGCUGAAGGCCAUAUGGGAGCCAGCUGCGCAGAUCUUGUGUGGCCUCAAGGAGCAGGCAGCCAUGAAGGAGCUGAGGCUGGAGGAUGACUGGAACCUAACCUCGCAGGAGUUCCUAUGGGGACAGCAAACCCUGGUGGUGUCAUGGCUAAGGAGGAGAGGAGACACUGCCUAUGGGAGCACCUGCCACUUGGGCCUGCUGCUGGAGCUGCUGGGCUGCCAGGCUGCCGUGUCUAGCCCUUCCUGUGAGAGGAUGCACACCCUGGAAGGAAUGUUGCUGCUUGUGGGCCACCUUGUAGAGAGACUGGUCUCGUACUCCUGUAGGCUGAGCCAGGCUGAACCCUCGGGGACCAAGGUGCUACAAGCCCAGAACUGGCCUCUGGAGGAGUUGCCUGGGGCCCUGAGCCUAAAGUGCUGGACUCAAGCCCCAAGGGAGGUACUGACACUGAGGAGUCUUGACCAGGAGUCGCCUGGGGAUCUGAGAAGUAGAGCUAAGGCUUCCUUCCUGGGGCAGAUUUCAGAACAGAGCUGGAGGCCUUGGUGGGCAGACGUCAUCACGGAGAGUUGGAGUCGGAGGAAGCCAGAGCAUAGCAAGAGGAACAAAGAGAAAAGGGACCAGUGGGUACAGGUGGAACAGGGUCACCAGGGACAGGACCUUGUGGACAGCUUCCUGGCAACUGGGCAGCAGGGCAGGGAUGAACAAGGUUGGCCUGGCUAUACCUGGGGGAAAUGUGGGCCUGACCACAAGCGCCCCACCGUGUUGGAGCGAGAGCUCCCCAGUGGCCAGAAACAGCCACACAGCAUGGUCAGAACAAGGAACACGGAAGGGACAAGUGUGUCAGUGGCCAGAGGCAGGCUCAAGGUCCAAGGAGCCUUGAUGGCAAGAGGAGCCCUGAUGGUCCGUGUUGGAGGUGGCUGGGCAGCUCUGGAUGAAUUUCUGGUCAAAAAUGACCCUGUCAGAGCAAAGGGGAGGACCAGCCAGAAGAUCCACGAGAGGUUCCUAUGCUGGACUCCUAGCAUGCCAGCCCCUGACGUGCUCACCCUGAGGCUCUGGACCUCUAUCCGAAUGGGUUCCAGCAGACCCCCGCCUCAGAAGACAGGGCUGCCAACUGGCAAAGAACACCGAGAUCCCGGUGCCUACAGGGUCAAAACCUUGGAGCAGCCCACUGAUGAAAAACCCUGA